AUGACGUCGAGCUCCGACGAGGGAGAGAUCGUCGAGCAUGAUGCUGGAGACUUGAAGGCAACUUCACUGCCGAAGAAGCUUGACGGAAACGGUGUUGACCGCCCAGACAGAACCCGAGAUAGAUACGCGGCAUCACGCUCUCCCGAAUACGACAGCCCGCGGCGAGGCCCGUCACGACGCAGCCCCUCGCCUCGCGGCUUCAAGCGGGCGCGCGACGACCACGACUACGGAGGCAGGGCGCGAGACCAUAGCCGUCGCUUCCGCGUGCACUACGAAGACCACGAUCGCGACAAUGCGCGGUCCUCGCGCAUCUCAUACGACGACAGGGACCGGUCGCCCUCGCGUGCCUCCAACCACAGCUACGAUGGGCGCAACGGAGAUCACGGCCGCGAGUCCGGUCGCCCGCGUGGGCACGAUCAGGACCGUUACCCCGACAAGAGGCCCCGACAACGCAGUCGCUCACCCUACCGAGGCUCCCGCGGCUCCGGGCGAGACGAUAGAUACAGGAGAGAUGAUCAGGGUCCUACUCGCGGCGGUGACGUCUCACGAUCAGCACAGCAGCAUGAUCAGAACCAGCGUGACUUCAGAAAUGGACUCUCGUCGUUCAAACGGGCCUCAGUAGGAGAUGAUCCACGUGCUCCCAAAGAAGUUGCUAAACCUCUCAAAGAACAUGCAAACGGCGAGGCAAACGGCAAAGAGCCCCCUCAGGAUGACCUUCAGGAUUUUGAAGAGCCGGCAGUCAUCGACGAGGAAGCCGAGAUUGAGCGCCGACGCAAGCGUCGUGCUGAGCUCCUGGCCAAGUCCAGUUCCGCAACACCUCUCCUGGUUCAUGCCGUGCAUGCUGCUGAUCGCUCGACCAUUUCUUCUCCAGCGUACACUCGACAGGGCACACCGUCACGAACGGAUGUCGAUACCCCAUUAUCAGGUUGGUUUCUGUCUUCCAUCAAGGUCGCUCGUGCUAAUUUGACAGACAUGGGUUCACCGAGCUCCAACGCUCCCCAGGAUGUCCGAUCACCAGCUCUUGACAUAUUGACCGAAACGGAUCUCAUCAACCGACAUGCGGUCAAUGACUUGGACGACGAUGGUCCAUCGGCUGCUGAUUACGAUCCGACUGCUGACAUGCAAGAGGAUGGAAAACGCGAUGAGUUGCGGCAUGGUAACGUCGGUCUGCACGGCGAGGCCCUUGCUGAAACACAGGCCGACAUCACAGAACCUGAGCCUGCACCGGCAAAAGACACAAAUGGCGAUGGUGAUGAUGACGACGAUGACUUUGACAUGUUUGCCGACGAUUUUGAUGAGGAAAAAUAUGCCGCCCCGAAGCAGUCAGAGGCCAUGGUGGUGAACCAAGACAAGGGAACACCAGGCCAAGCUCAACCAGUGGGUGGCAUUCUUGACGGUGACGAUAAGGAAGGAUACUAUAAGAUCCGAAUUGGCGAGGUUAUGAACGGUCGGUAUCAAGUUCAGUCUAUGCUCGGCAAGGGCAUGUUCUCAGGCGUGGCGCGCGCUGUUGACAUUACAACGAAGAAGCUCGUUGCCAUCAAGAUCAUGCGCAACAAUGAUGCACUGCGCAAGGGCGGCUUUACUGAGAUCUCCAUCCUUCAGAAGCUCAAUGAUGCUGAUCCCGAGAACCGAAAGCAUAUUGUCAAGUUUGAGCGACAUUUCGACUUCAACGGCCAUCUUUGCAUGGCUUUUGAGAACCUCAGUCUCAAUUUGCGAGAAGUGCUGCGCAAGUUUGGUAAUAAUGUUGGCAUUAACCUGGGCGCGACCAGGGCGUACGCGCACCAGAUCUUUGUGGGACUGGCUCACAUGCGCAAAUGCACCAUCAUCCACGCCGAUCUGAAGCCUGACAAUAUCUUGGUCAACGAGAAUCGAAACGUGCUCAAGAUCUGUGAUCUGGGAACGGGUGUUGAUCGGUCAGACGCUGCCACGGCGCACAACGAGAUCACGCCGUACCUCGUCAGUCGCUUCUACCGCGCUCCCGAGGUCAUUCUCGGAAUGCCGUACGAUUACGCCAUCGACAUGUGGUCCAUUGGUUGCACUCUCUAUGAGCUCUACACUGGCAAGAUUUUGUUCACGGGUGACAGUAACAACCAGAUGCUCAAGGCCAUCAUGGAAGUACGUGGCAAGAUCACGCCAAAGCUCUACAAGCGAGGUCAGCUCUCAGCGAUGCAUUUCGACGAUUUAGGCAACUUCAUCAGCGUUGAGCAUGACAAGGUGCUCGGCAAGACUGCCGUCAGAACCCUGUCGAUCGUGAAGCCCACUCGCGACCUGCGUACGCGCCUCACAACCGCAGCGGCGGGGAUGAGCGAUGCCGAGACCAGGGAUCUCAACCAAUUUAUCGACCUGCUCGAACAUUGCCUAGCGCUGAACCCGGAGAAGCGGAUCAAGCCCUUGGACGCCCUGAAGCACCCCUUCUUCACGGCGAGACUGCCCCCUGCGAAGCGGUAG
Molecule: messenger RNA, 2448 nt
Organism: Verticillium alfalfae VaMs.102
Lineage: Eukaryota; Fungi; Ascomycota; Sordariomycetes; Glomerellales; Plectosphaerellaceae
Product: serine/threonine-protein kinase prp4
Exons: 2
Coding region: 1-2448 (815 amino acids)
Biological process (GO): mRNA cis splicing, via spliceosome; peptidyl-serine phosphorylation; peptidyl-threonine phosphorylation
Molecular function (GO): protein serine/threonine kinase activity; ATP binding
Source: RefSeq, a predicted model, not a curated record